AUGGCCUUCCUGAUACACCUGCUGGUCUGCAUCUUCGGAACGGGUUCCUGGGUAGCCAUCAAUGGACUCUGGGUAGAGCUGCCCCUGCUGGUGACAGAGCUGCCCGAAGGCUGGUACCUGCCCUCCUACCUCACAGUGGUCAUCCAGCUGGCCAACAUCGGCCCCCUCCUGGUCACCCUGUUCCAUCAUUUCCAGCCUGGCUGCCUUUCUGAGGUGCCCAUCAUCUUCGCCGUGCUGGGUGUGGGCACCAUCGCCUGUGUCCUCUUCGCCUUCCUCUGGAAUAUGACUUCCUGGCUCCUGGGCGGCCCCCAUAGCAUCGCCUUCAUAGUCCUCACCUUCUUCCUGGCCCUGGUGGACUGUACCUCUUCGGUCACCUUCCUGCCCUUCAUGAACCGGCUGCCCCCCCAGUACCUCAACACCUUCUUUGUGGGUGAAGGGCUCAGCGGCCUCCUGCCUGCCCUGGUGGCUCUUGCCCAGGGCUCAGGUCUUACCACCUGUGUCAAUGUCACUGAGAUGUCAGACGUGCUAACCCCUGUGACCACCAGGGAGACCAAUGUCACACAGGUACCCGUUCUCAGCACCUUGUCAGCUGUCCCCAGGACAACAGCCACAACCGUGCAGCUCGAAAGCCGCUACCUCCCAGCGCACUUCUCGCCCCUGGUCUUCUUCCUCAUGCUGUCCUGCAUGAUGGUCAGCUGCCUCGUCGCAUUCUUUCUCCUUCAGCACCAACGCAGGCACUGGGACACCUCCGUCGAGGACCUCCUCAACUCCCAGGUCACCCUCCACUCCAUCCGGCCACGGGAAGAAAAGGACAUGGGCCCUCCAGACAGUAGCCAGGGCCAAGAGCGCAGAGAAGAGAAGGCGGCCCCCCAACACCCAGCUCGUCUGGCCUUCAUCUACAUCUUGGUGGCCUUUGUGAACACACUCACCAACGGCGUGCUGCCCUCAGUGCAGACCUAUUCCUGCCUGUCAUAUGGACCUGUUGCCUACCACCUGGUUGCCACACUCAGCUCCAUGGCCAACCCUCUCGCCUCCUUCCUCUCCAUGUUCCUACCUAACAGGUCUCUGCCAUUCCUGGGAGUCCUCACAGUGCUUGGGACCAGCUUUGGAGCCUACAACAUGGCCAUGGCUGUGAUGAGCCCCUGCCCCCUCCUGCAGGGCCACUGGGGAGGGAUGGUAGUCAUCGUGACCUCGUGGGUGCUGUUCACCGGGUUUCUCACCUACGUCAAGGUCAUGCUGGGCGUGAUCCUGCGCGACCACAGCCGCAGCGCCCUCCUGUGGUGCGGGGCGGCGGUGCAGCUGGGCUCGCUGCUCGGCGCGGUGCUCAUGUUUCCGCUGGUCAACGUGCUGCGGCUCUUCCAGUCGGCUGACUUAUGCAACCUGCACUGCCCGGCCUAG
Otolemur garnettii (small-eared galago) is the source of this 1398-nucleotide messenger RNA. RefSeq names its product solute carrier family 52 member 3 (gene SLC52A3). Gene Ontology annotation, cellular component: plasma membrane. The record is from RefSeq and is a predicted model, not a curated record. The coding region runs from base 1 to 1398 and encodes 465 amino acids. Gene Ontology annotation, biological process: riboflavin transport. NCBI's taxonomy places the organism in Eukaryota, Metazoa, Chordata, Mammalia, Primates, Galagidae. The transcript is spliced from 4 exons. Gene Ontology annotation, molecular function: riboflavin transmembrane transporter activity.